AUGAUGAAAGACACUGUUUUCAUCGAUACACCGCAGGGGAUCAAGGACCUAGUGGACUGGGUGGCCUUCCAAGACACUUGCAUGGGAGACUCGCAACCCCCCUUAUACAUCGAUAUCGAGGGAGAACGUCUUAGCCGGAACGGAAAGUUGACAUUCUUGACCGUGCUGGUUUACCCCGGGAAAGGUCUUGAGCGUCCUCAUAUAAUCGACAUUCACACACUUGGAAGCACUGCCUUUUCUACGACCGGCACGCGUGCUAAGAGUCUGAAAGAUAUUCUAGAGUCGCCAAAGUUUCUGAAAGUAUUUUUCGAUGUCAGGAAUGAUUCAGACGCUCUCUAUGCUCAUUAUGGAAUUGAACUACAUGGCGUCCGGGAUGUUCAGCUGAUGGAAAGCGCCGCGCAGCCUACUACAAGUGAUCGAAAGUUCCUAAAUGAACUUUCGAGAUGCAUCGAAGAUCUCCUGUGCGGGCCAGAAAAACAAGAGUGGAUGCGAUGUAAGGAAAGGAGCGACGAUUUGUGGAAUCCUGCAAAAGGAGGCUCAUACAGUGUGUUCAAUGCUCGGCCGCUCUCGAACGAGAUAUUUUCAUACUGUGUUGGUGAUGUACAGCACCUUCCAGCUUUAUAUCACAAAUACCGAUGUGGAACGGAUCGGUGGCAGAAGUUGAUCGCAGAGGAGUCUCAGAAACGAGUAUCAGAAUCGCAACAGGUUGAUUACAAUCCUCAAGGAGAAGGAAGGGCACUGAGCCCCUGGAGUGCUGAACAAAACACAAUGCUUGACUUUUGGAGUGAGGUUCCUAAGCCAAAGGACUAUUUUUCUUUUGACGGCCUCAGCGAUUUUGAAGAAGACGCUUGGGAGUUUGAUGGAUAUUCUGGGGAUGAGAAUGAUUACGAGGAUAGGAAUAGAGCACCUUGGCAGGGUACUCCAUCUUAG
Messenger RNA from Penicillium pulvis, 930 nucleotides. RefSeq lists its product as uncharacterized. Gene Ontology annotation, biological process: nucleobase-containing compound metabolic process. Gene Ontology annotation, molecular function: 3'-5' exonuclease activity; nucleic acid binding. NCBI's taxonomy places the organism in Eukaryota, Fungi, Ascomycota, Eurotiomycetes, Eurotiales, Aspergillaceae. Bases 1 to 930 code for a protein of 309 amino acids. The record is from RefSeq and is a predicted model, not a curated record. The transcript has a single exon.